AUGCCGCUCUCUGGUGUUGAGGUCGCGAAGCACGACAACAAGGAUUCGUGCUGGGUUAUCGUCCACGGAAAAGCAUACGAUGUUACGGAGUUCCUGCCGGAGCAUCCCGGUGGACAGAAGAUCAUCCUGAAAUAUGCCGGCAAAGAUGCGACCGAGGAGUUCGACCCCAUCCACCCACCUGACACGCUCGACAAGUAUCUCGACCAAUCGAAACAUCUAGGAGCUGUUGACAUGAGCACGGUCGCUGCUGUCGAGAAGGUUGAAGACCCCGAAGAGGAAGAGAGGCAACAGCGGAUCAAGGACAAGCCAUUGCUAGAGCAAUGCUACAAUCUCCUAGACUUUGAGGCGGUGGCGAAAAAGACCAUGAAGAAGGGUGCAUGGGGCUACUACUCAAGCGCUGCAGAUGAUGAAGUUACGUUACGAGAGAACCACGAAGCUUUCCACAGGAUAUGGUUUCGGCCCAAGAUUCUCGUCGAUGUCAAGAAUGUCGAUUUCUCGACCACGAUGCUGGGCACCAAGGUCGACAUACCGUUCUAUGUGACUGCCACUGCUCUGGGCAAGCUGGGGAACCCAGAGGGCGAGGUACUGCUCACGAAAGCAGCCAAGAAGCACAACGUGGUGCAGAUGAUCCCAACCCUCGCGUCGUGUUCGUUCGACGAGAUUGUGGAUGCCGCCGAGGGCGAUCAGGUGCAAUGGUUACAGCUCUAUGUCAACUCGGAUCGCAAGAUCACGCAGCGCAUCAUCGAGCACGCGGAGAAGCGCGGCUGCAAGGCCUUGUUCAUCACAGUGGACGCGCCCCAGCUUGGCCGAAGGGAAAAGGACAUGCGGUCCAAAUUCGAAGAUCAGGGCACCAAUGUGCAGUCAGGUCAGACCACGGACAACUCUCAGGGCGCAGCAAGGGCGAUCUCGUCUUUCAUCGACCCAAGCCUUUCCUGGAAGGAUAUCCCCUGGUUCCAGUCCGUCACCAAGAUGCCCAUCAUCCUCAAGGGCGUUCAGCGAGCGGAGGACGUGCUCAAGGCGAUCGAGGUCGGAGUCCAGGGUGUUGUGCUCUCGAACCACGGUGGCAGACAGCUCGACUUUGCGCGGUCCGGCGUGGAGGUGCUCGCCGAGACUAUGUCGGUCCUCCGCGAACUCGGUCUGGAGAACAAGAUCGAGAUCUUCAUCGAUGGCGGCAUCCGCCGCGCCACCGAUAUCAUCAAGGCCCUAUGUCUCGGCGCCAAGGGUGUGGGCAUCGGCAGGCCGUUCCUGUAUGCCAUGAGCGCAUAUGGGCUGGAGGGCGUCGACCGUGCCAUGUCGCUGCUCAAGGACGAGAUGGAGAUGAACAUGCGGCUGAUCGGCUGCACGAGCGUGGACCAGCUGAACCCUUCGCUGAUCGACACGAGGAAUCUGGGAAGCCACGUCACGCCGGUCCCCAGAGAUAGCCUGGGCCACACGGUGUAUGACCCUCUGGUCACGCCAUCGUUCAAGCCGCCCAAGUCGAAGUUGUGCUCCACGGGUGGUGAAGUUAACGGGGUUGGGUACCUGCUGGUAGGCUGGACCUGCUGGGGUUUAGCUGCUCAGAAGAAGAGGCGCGCCGAGGCCGAGUCCGCAGAGGGAGCCGAACCGAAGCGUGCGAGAGCCCACGAGCUCACACCCCACCCCGACGCCGAUUGCGUCUACGGAACGUUCCAACGGCUCGCCAUCGAGUACGCACAAGACCCCGACCCGACCUCCAACGUGACCGGUCCCUCAACCAUGGCCACCGCAUCCGCCCGCCAGGGCAUGCCCAUGCCACCGGCUCCCAACCGGGAGGACAUCGGUGCGACAUGGAACUACCUCCAGCAUGGCAUCGACAGGAUCAUGGUCAACCUGCAAGAUGGCAUGGACCUGGCAACCUACAUGGGUAUCUACACAGCUGUUCACAACUUCUGCACUUCACAGAAAGCCGUCGGACUCGGCGGUCCCAACAUGGGCUCUCAAGCUCACAGAGGAGGUACAGAUCUCCCCAAAGUCCUAGAUGCAACCAACGCUAAAGCAUUCCUCUUCCGAAUAGCACACCUCCUUGGUGAGGACCUCUACAAGAAACUCAUCGAGUACCUCGACAACCACAUGGAAGGGCUGUGCAACAAGUCGAUAGCGCACACCGACGAGGCCCUCCUCGCAUUCUACAUCAAAGAGUGGGACCGGUACACCACUGCCGCAAAGUACAUCCAUCAUCUCUUCAGAUACCUGAACCGACACUGGGUCAAGCGGGAAAUGGACGAAGGCAAGAAGGACACGUACGAUGUCUACACACUGCACCUUGUCCGCUGGCGGGACAAGUUCUUCAACGUCGUCGUCAAGAAGGUCAUGGAUGCCGUCCUGAAGCUGGUGGAGAAGCAGAGAAACGGUGAGACCAUCGAGCAUAACCAGAUCAAACAGGUUGUCGAGUCCUUUGUAUCGCUGGGCCUCGAUGAGCACGAUGCCUCCAAAUCGACUCUCGACACAUACCGAUUCCACUUUGAAGAGCCCUUCGUGGCCGCCACCAAGGAGUUCUACGACGCCGAGUCGAAGCAGUUCAUCUCCGAGAACAGCGUCGUUGAGUACAUGAAGAAGGCCGAGACCCGGUUGAACGAAGAGGAAGAGCGCGUGAAGAUGUACUUGCACAACGACAUAACUGGUCCCCUGCGCAAGGCCUGUAACGAGGUUCUGAUCGCCAACCACAAGGACGUUCUCCGUGACGAGUUCCAGGUUCUGCUGAACAACAAUCGAGAAGACGACAUGGCGCGCAUGUUUAACCUCCUCAAUAGGAUCACAGACGGUUUGGAGCCUCUGAGACAGAAGUUCGAGGCCCAUGUCCGCAACGCUGGCCUCGCUGCGGUCACCAAGGUGGCCUCGGACGCCGAGAAACUCGAGCCCAAGGUUUACGUCGAUGCCCUCCUCGAGGUUCACACUCAGUACCAGGGCUUGGUUAAGCGGGCUUUCCAUGAUGAGCCCGAAUUCACCAGAUCAUUGGACAACGCCUGCAGAGAGUUUGUUAACCGUAACGACAUUUGCAAGGCAGGCUCCAACAAGUCGCCUGAGCUUCUCGCCAAGUACACCGACGUCCUUCUCCGGAAAAGCGGCACGGGUGUUGAGGAGGCUGAGCUGGAUGCUACCCUUACGCAGAUCAUGACUGUCUUCAAGUAUAUUGAGGACAAGGAUGUAUUCCAGAAGUUCUACUCGAGGAUGUUGGCACGACGUCUAGUCCACAGCAACUCGUCCUCGGACGAUGCCGAGACAAGCAUGAUUAGCAAGCUGAAAGAAGCGUGCGGUUUUGAGUACACCAACAAACUGCAGCGAAUGUUCCAGGACAUGCAGAUCUCCAAGGAUCUGAACAAUGGGUACAAAGAGCAUACCAAGGGCCUGUCGUUGGACAAGCCGCUCGAUUCAUCCUACUCCAUCCUGGGAACGAGUUUCUGGCCGCUGACGCCGCCCAACACACAAUUUAACCCCCCGGCUGAGGUCCAGGCUGAUCUCGACAGAUUUGGCCGCUACUACAAGAACAAGCACGACGGUCGCAAGCUCACAUGGCUGUGGCAGCUGUGCAAAGGUGAGGUACGAACAGGCUACUGCAAGUCCUCUAAAACACCUUUCACGUUCCAAGUCAGUGUUUACCAGAUGGCGAUUCUCCUCAUGUUCAAUGAUAAGGACGUGCACUCGUACGAGGACAUAUUGUCCAACACAGGGCUGAACUCGGAAACUCUCGACGGCGCACUGGGUAUUCUGUGCAAGGCAAAGGUCGUCAACCUGAAGCCCGAUGGAGGCAAGGUUGGCCCGAACACCACCUACCACCUGAACUACGAUUUCAAGAGCAAGAAGAUCCGAGUGAACCUGAACAUCGGAACCAAGACCGAGCAGAAGCAGGAGGAGGUGGAGACAAACAAGACGAUCGAGGAGGACCGGAAGCUCGUCUUGCAGUCUGCCAUCGUCCGCAUCAUGAAGGCACGAAAGAAGAUGAAGCACAGCCAGCUGGUCAGUGAGACUAUCACGCAGAUCAAGUCUCGCUUCGUGCCAAAGGUUUCCGAUAUCAAGAAGUGCAUUGAGAUAUUGCUUGACAAGGAAUAUCUUGAGCGCCUCGAAGAUGACGAGCUUGGAUACCUGGCAUAA
Molecule: messenger RNA, 4107 nt
Organism: Neoarthrinium moseri
Lineage: Eukaryota; Fungi; Ascomycota; Sordariomycetes; Amphisphaeriales; Apiosporaceae
Exons: 10
Coding region: 1-4107 (1368 amino acids)
Biological process (GO): SCF-dependent proteasomal ubiquitin-dependent protein catabolic process; protein ubiquitination
Cellular component (GO): SCF ubiquitin ligase complex
Molecular function (GO): oxidoreductase activity; ubiquitin protein ligase binding; heme binding
Source: RefSeq, a predicted model, not a curated record